This is a messenger RNA of Vitrella brassicaformis, 3881 nucleotides long. NCBI's taxonomy places the organism in Eukaryota, Vitrellaceae. The record is from the annotation of a GenBank genome assembly.
CUCUGAUCUACGCAAAAGGACACUUCACGCACCGCUCUCCGCAACCAAGCGGCCUCGCCGGUCGCAGACCACACUGUGUCAGUCGCGCCUACCUCGACUCCCACGUCACCACCUUUCGUCCCGAACCGUGCCCUGGGGAAAUCUGUCAGGAUGGCAUCUCGUCCGUCGCCCGACGUCAUCUACGCCGAGCUGAGUGCCGAGGACAACAGCACCGAGAUCGAAAGCCUCGUGAGCUGACAGAUCUCUCUCUCUGGCUCUGGGUGGAUGCUCUCGUGUCCACCUGUGGCGUGUGCAUGUCUUGUCUGCGUGUCUGUCUGUGUGUCUGUCUGUGUGUGUGGGUGUCCGAAUGGCUCACUCAGUGCACGCAAUGCUGGGAGAACGGCAAGACCAGAAUCAUGCUCACCAAGAUCCCCUACUUCAAAGGUCACAGACAGACAGACAGACAGACACACACAGAGAGAGAGAGAGAGAGAGAACGCCCUUAUCCAUCCAUCCAUCCCCUGUGUGUCUGUCUGGUUAACUGACGCUUGAUGCAUGUAGAGGUGAUAUUGAUGUCGUUCUCAUGUCCUCACUGUGGCUUCAACAACAACGAGAUUCAGCCGGGAGCGCCCCUGCAGGUGAGGGAAAGUAGAUGAGUAAACUGGCACAUAACACAUGUGUGUCGUGUCCACCUGUGUGUGCAGGACAAGGGCUGCAGGAUCGAGCUCAAAGUGGAGAGAGCGGAGGUAGGUACCUGUCUGUCUGUCCAGAUCUAUGUUGUGUGUACGUCACGUGUGUGGACGUGUGUGUGGCUGUGGCUGUGGUUGUCCUUGUGGCGGGUCGUGGCUGCAGGAUCUGAACCGGCAGAUCAUCAAAUCGGAGCACGCCACCUUCAAAAUCCGUAUGUGUGUAUGUGUGUGUCACACACGCACCCCCAUUUGACAGAGAGGGGAGUGCUGCUGCCGCGCUGCUGUGCUGCUGUGCUGCAGUUGAGAAUGAGUUUGAGAUCCCGCCCACCACACAGAGAGGCAUCUCGUCGACCACCGAAGGCAUGAUCGCACAGGUCAAGUACACAACACAACAGCACACCACGCCAUACGCACAACAAACUGAUGCCUGCGUGUGAGUGAUUGUCUGUCUGUCUGUCUGUCUGCAGGCCGCCGCCAAUCUGGAGAAGGAUCAGCCUGUCAGACAGCACAUCGACCUCGACACGACGGGCAAGAUCCAGGGCGUCAUCGACACACUCAAAGCCAUGGCCGCAGGCCAACAGGUGCGCCACACACACACAGCGAUACAUAGAUGUGCGCGUGCUGUGUCGGCGUGUCCACCCAUCCAUCCAUCCAUCCAUCCGUCAGCUGCCCUUCACUGUCGUGCUUGACGAUCCGGCCGGCAACUCGUUCAUCGAAUGUAUGUCAGCAUACACACGUGAAGCCGACACACGAUUGUGCUGUGCACAGGGAGCGCUUCCCUCUCUCUCUCUCUUUUUCUGUGUGUGUGUGUGUGUGUAUGCAGCCAUCGGCACGUCCGACACACGACUGUCCAAGACGCUCUACGAACGCACCAGAGAGCAGCUGCAGGCAAACACACACAUGGAUGGAUGGAUGGAUGGACCACACACGUGUGGCGUGUGUGUGCGUGUGUGUGUGUCUGUGUGUGUCUGUCUGCCCUGGCAGGAAAUGGGCUACAACGUGCCACAAGCCAACGACACACACACGGCUGCCACGGCGGCCCCGCCCCCUCCCAAACACGGUGCUGAUCUGCCCGAUCAUCUUCGCGCGGCCAACUGGGACUUCUCCAAGAGCAUUGAGGACAACAUCGAUAAGAGGGUAUGUGCUGCUGUGUUGUCUUGUGUAGAGCAGAGCAGAGCAGCCGCACUACAGACAUUACAGGGGCACACACUUCACACACACUUGUAUGGCUACGUGUCACAUGUGUGUGUUGGAUGGAUGGAUGGAUGGAUCAACAGAGGGAGGAGGAAGAGUCCGGCAACAUCGGUAAACACACACACACACACACACAGAGAGAGAGAGAGAGAGAAAGAAAGAGAAUGCCCAUCCCCCCACCCCACAGAACAGACGCACAAAUGGUCCAUCUCUGUCCGGUUGUCAGGUCGUGAUGAGGCCUUGUUCUUUGAGGUGGACUGCCACCACUGUGGCACAAAGGGGCGGCAGGACAUGUGCGCCAUCGGUAUGUCGGUACCCUACCCCUUUGCCGCCACACAGAACACCACACCCAGCACACCAUCCUCCCACUCAACAGUCAGGGAACUCAUACGGGAUGGGUGUUCGCAGAUAUCCCCGGUUUCCGCGAGUGUCUCGUCAUGGCCUUCAACUGCCCCCACUGCGGCGUGCGCAACAACGAGGUGGGUGAGAGAGAUAGAUGCCCGACAGACAAACACACACAAACACACAAACACACACAAAUGAUGCCAUAUGGUUGUGUUGGUGUAGGUCAAGGCCGCCGGUGCGAUCGGCGAUAAGGCCAGGCGGUGGACUCUGCGCGUCACCGAUCCAGAGGACCUCAACAGAGAUGUCCUCAAAGUACCAGCCACCACCACACCACGCUAGCCACCACACACACAUUCUCCGCUCUGAUUGUAUUGUGCGUGUGUCUGUGCGUGUGUGCCGUUUCGUUCGUAACGACAGUCUGACAGCGCGGCUGUGCGGAUCCCGGAGAUCGACUUCGAGAUGCAGCAGGGCACACAAGGUGGGCCGGGGCGGGGGGCCCUGCAGGGAGGUAAAUCGGUUUUGUUGAUACGUUCGUCUGUGUGUUGUGGUGUGGAUGAAGGCUCGGCCUUCACGACGGUUGAGGGGCUGAUUGGCAAGGUUGGUGAGAGACGCUGGCACUGUGCUGGCUGCAAAUGACAAAGACUCGCCUCGCCAUUCGCUCGUUGUGACUGGUUGAUUCGUUUAUUUACUGCACUCAGAUAGCAGAUCAUCUGCAGGAGAGCAACCCUUUCACAGGUCUGUCUGAGAUGGUGGCUGGCAUCCAUCCUUCCACCCAUCAAUCCCUCUCUGCGUGUGUGUGUGGGUGCAGGUGAUUCGAGCGCGCAGAAUGAGCUGUCCGCCUUUACCCAGACCAUCGAUGACCUCCGGAAGGUCAGUGUGCCACUCAGCCAGCCAGCCAGCUGGCCAGCCAGCCAACUAACUCAGCUGACACACACACACACACACACACACGACAAUGUGUUUGUUCUGUGUGUGUGUCCCUUUGUGGUGUGUCCCUCCCUAUCAGCUGUGCAGCGACCCGUCUUGCCUGCCUUUCACCCUGGUCCUCGACGAUGCCGCUGACCACAGGUGCGGUACACUACUUACACCGACAAACCAACACCUUCCCAUUCCCACCCACCGGCCUCUCUGUCUGUCUGUCUGUCUGUUAGCUUCAUUGGGCGGCGCCACCCAGAGAGGCCGCAGGAGGACGACCCGGGUCUGACGAGCGAGGUGAGAGAGCAAAGCAUGGGGUGUGGCGUGCCCUUCCUUCAGUCAGACAGAAAGGAUUGUGCUGUGUGUGUGUCGCGACAUGGGGGAUGGAUGGAUCGGCAGGCGUACGAUCGCACAGAGGCGCAGAACGACGAGCUGGGUUUGCUGCAGAUGAAGACGGAGGGGUAUGAGCAUGAGCAGCCGCCAUGAGCCGUUCGUGUCGUGUCCUUGGCUGGGUGGGGGGAGGCCUGAAUGAAUGAACCAAUCAAGUGCGUGUGGUGGAUGUACAGCGAGAGGGUCGUCAAAAGACUGUGGGUGGGACUGACUGGGGGAAUGAACGGUUCACGGAGGCAGGGAGUGAUUGUAUAGGAUAGGCAGACAGACAGACAGCUGAGAAGAGCUGAGCUGACGAAGGAUUCCUCCGAUCGCAUUAAGCGGCUGUGCGUGGUGUGGUGGUGGGUGAAUCGUGUGUGGUUUCGUGUC